AUGGAGGUUGCUGGGAGGCCCAGCACUGCGUCGGAUGACUGCGAGUACCUGCCGCCCAUAGCGGGCUAUGCGGCCGCGCUGCCGCACAUCCCGAUCCGACGCGGCGUGCCACGCUCGGGUGGCGGCGGCGAUAGCGACUUUGAGUAUGAAGGCAGCGACAGCGACUACUCGGAUGACAGCACCAGCGCCGCCGGCGCGCGCCGCCGCCGCAAGGCCGCACCCUCCAUGGGCAUCAGAAAGCCCAGCAGCGGCGGCGCGGGCGGCACGCGCGUGCUGCACCGCUGGACGGCGGAGGAGCACGCGCGGCUCGAGUCCCUGGUGCGGCAGUACGGCACCGAGCGCAACUGGGCGCUGAUUGCGGAGGGCAUCAGCGGGCGCAGCGGCAAGCAGUGCCGCGAGCGCUGGCUUAACCACAUGCGCGACGGCAUCAUCAAGGGCAACUGGCUGGCUGACGAGGAGUUCCACCUGGCCCUCUGCCACACCCUCGUCGGCAACCAGUGGUCUCAGCACUGCACCCGCCUCCGCGGCCGCACCGAGAACUCCAUCAAGAACUACUGGAACGCCACGCUGCGGUCGAAGCAGGCCAACAAGCGGCGCGGGUUCCUGUGGUCCUACAUUGACAAGGUCAGGGGCGCCCUGGACGACGAAGGGCUCAGGCACCGCGCCUUUGCCGACACGAUGGAUCAUUCCUUGACUCACGCACCCUGA
Molecule: messenger RNA, 708 nt
Organism: Monoraphidium neglectum
Lineage: Eukaryota; Viridiplantae; Chlorophyta; Chlorophyceae; Sphaeropleales; Selenastraceae
Product: Myb-related protein A
Exons: 3
Coding region: 1-708 (235 amino acids)
Biological process (GO): regulation of DNA-templated transcription
Cellular component (GO): nucleus
Molecular function (GO): DNA-binding transcription factor activity, RNA polymerase II-specific; RNA polymerase II cis-regulatory region sequence-specific DNA binding
Source: RefSeq, a predicted model, not a curated record